This is a messenger RNA of Pelobates fuscus (common spadefoot toad), 2283 nucleotides long. Its product is annotated as solute carrier family 40 member 1-like. Gene Ontology annotation, molecular function: iron ion transmembrane transporter activity. Lineage: Eukaryota; Metazoa; Chordata; Amphibia; Anura; Pelobatidae. Bases 318 to 2129 code for a protein of 603 amino acids. Gene Ontology annotation, biological process: iron ion transmembrane transport. The transcript is spliced from 9 exons. Gene Ontology annotation, cellular component: membrane. The record is from RefSeq and is a predicted model, not a curated record.
GCACAUUGUACUAGGCUUGUCACGUGUGACAGAAAGUGCUGGCUUUCCUUUUCACAACAAACAUGAAACAUUUGCACUUGCAGCAUUUUUAUACAAUGGGUACAUGUUAGCAAGUGUACAUGUAAGUUUCAUAAAGUGAAGUCAUCCAUUUUCGUUUUCUUCCAGGUUUUUUGUUGUUUUUUUUGGUCGUUGUAAAUUUCAUCUUUCUAUGCAUGGGAGGGCCUUUGCCCACUUAAUAAACUGUUUUCAGCAAAGCGUUUGGAAAAACACACUAGAACACAUGAGAGGUUUGAUUCUGCUCGCGUAUGUAAACAGCAAUGCUGGAAGAAUUAGAUGAUUUUGAGGGUCCUGGAAAUCAAAGGGCAGAUGCACAGCCCCCUGGUGUCAAGAAACCAAGGGAAAAGAAGAAAGUUCUCGGCCCUGCUGUCAACUACCUCAUGGGUCCAAGAUUUUUAGUCUACGUCAGCUGUGCACUUUCAAUAUGGGGGGAUCGCAUGUGGCAUUUUGCCAUCUCUGUAUUCCUGAUCGAAUUAUAUGGACAUAAUUUACUCCUAACAGCUGUUUUUGGUUUAGUGGUGGCAAGUUCUGUGCUAGUGUUUGGGGCUUUAAUUGGCGACUGGAUUGACAGGAAACCAAGAAAUAAAGUUGCUCAUGCAUCGCUAUUUAUUCAGAACUCAUCUGUUACGGCCUGCUGUAUAGUCCUAAUGCUGGUCUUCUCCUAUAAAAGUGAGAUAGAACAGAUAUGGCAUGGUUGGCUCACAGUAUUCUGUUAUGGAGUGGUAAUUAUCCUGGCUGAUUUAGCCAACCUUGCAAGCACGGCUCUGACCAUAACAAUUCAGAAAGACUGGAUAGUGGUUAUCACGGGAGAUAACAGAAGUCAACUGGCUGGAAUGAAUGCAACCGUAAGACGGAUGGAUCAAGUCAUUAAUAUCUUUGCCCCUUUGUCAGUGGGCCAGGUCAUGACUUGGGCUUCUAAUGUGGUUGGAUGUGGCUUCAUUCUUGGUUGGAACUUGGUCUCAUUGCUUGUAGAAUUUAUAUUUCUUUCCCGAGUCUAUAAAAUGGUACCUCAGCUGGCUGUAAAAGCACAACAAUCUAUAGGAGAGCAUUAUAUAGAGCAUCAGCUGGAGCUUCUUAAUGUACAAGGUGACCUACCUAUUUGCUCGCCCUUAGGUGACUUCAUUAGUACACCAGCCAUACCUGAUGAAUCAAAUGAAGACAAGCCACAGAAUCCAGAGCCACCAGCACAGCAGAGUUCAACAAUCCCUGCUUGCUUCCAGAAGAUCCGACGCAUUCUGCAUACAUGUACAGAUGGCUGGAAAUCAUACUAUAGACAGUCUGUUUUUUUAGCCGGUUUGGGGUUAGCUUUUUUGUAUACCACAGUCCUCGGCUUUGACUGUAUCACUACAGGUUAUGCCUAUACUCAGGGGAUAAGUGGAUCUUUGCUUAGCAUACUCAUGGCCGUGUCAGCCAUCUCAGGAUUAAUGGGCACAUUUCUGUUUACUAAGCUAAGGAGACGUUAUGGCUUAGUGGUCACUGGAAUCAUAUCCAGUUGCCUUCAUGUUGGCUGUUUAAUGCUUUGUGUAUUUUCAGUCUUUGCUGCGGGUAGUCCCUUUGACUUGGGUAUUUUUUCUAUUCUCGUGGGCAUGAACUCAUCUUUAAAUACUGAAAAGCAUCAACAGAACCAGCUUCAUAUUUAUCCUUCUCAAGGGAAUAUCAACCAACCCAUCCUCCCAGACCGUUCUUCCAUUCACUGGACUAAUAACACUGUGCUGUUUGAGAGUGUACAUGCAGGCGAAAACCCAGAUUCCUAUAUCUCAAUCAUACUGCUGUUCUCAGGAGUAAUAUUAGCAAGAGUUGGUUUAUGGUCUUUUGAUCUGACAGUGACUCAGCUACUCCAGGAGAAUAUACCAGAAUCUGAACGUGGGGUCGUUAAUGGUGUGCAAAGCUCAAUGAAUUAUCUGAUGGAUUUAGUCCAUUUCAUCAUGGUCAUUUUAGCUCCACAACCUCAACAGUUUGGACUCUUGGUCAUCAUUUCUAUCCUGUUUGUUAUCGCUGGACACACAAUGUUUUUUUUCUAUACCAAAAAAUAUAAAACAAAACAGAGGGAAUCGGUGAAUACUCCUGCCUGACAGUCUUGUGAUAAUCUAUUUUUAAUUAGUUAGCUCUCUUUGUAGUUAUAAUCUUUGUAGUAUGAGUUUUAGCAUGAAGUGUUGGAUAACUUAAGCCUAACUGUCCAAUGUUCACCUAAUCUGUUAAAUUUAUUUUUUAUUAUUAUUUUAUACA